GAGACAAGACCAUCGACGAUACAGGGAGGCGGCGUACUUGCGCAAAGAGUAUCCAAGACUCGUGGCAUUGGUCGACGAAGAUCAUGAAAAAGUGAUAAAGAAUAAACCAGUGAGAAUCUCGAAGAUAACGAACAAGCCAAAACCGCCUAAACCCUCAUGGAUUCGCGCUGGUGCUCGCCGUGGACGGCCCUACAUCGUCGGGUCAAAUGACGCAUUGACUUAAGGCAAUAACAUAUACUUAUAUAGGUGGUGGCCACCCAUCCCCUUCCUUAUGAUUCAUGACUGGGAUCAUUCUAUAAAUAUUUCUAUGCGUGGUGAGGAGGACCACGAAGAGAAAAGGAGCACUCUAACCAAAGCAGCUCUUCCUUUCGUUUCCUUUGGACAAACGUAUGAGUCUCGUUUUCGCUGUUGAUGACGACGCAAACCUACGUGUCUGGGAACCGCCUCAAGAAGUUCCGGACGACUACCGCAGUCUCCAAGUCCAGCGUGUGAUUCACACUAGCUUCGUCGUUUUGGAUAGUUACGAAUCAUUUGUUCAAGCAUGACCUUGAAAGACCAUUUGUUUAUCAAGCGUGACGAUGAAACAAGCGGGAGUAGUUGGAGGCCGAGUGUCUUUGUUUCAUGUUGAUAUUGUUCUUUUUUAAUUAUCAUCUUCCUCUGGUCUGUCUUUUUUCUAGUUAGGUCGGCGGGCUCCACCACAAAUUAUCAUCAACAUCAUUGAUAUUCGUGUGAACAGCAGCAAAGCUCGUUCCCUCUAAAGAAGCAUCGACCGCGUUUAUGGCGACAAGGCGGAGACUGACGAACAGAAGCCUCCCAACACGAUCACCAACUCCGAGGCUAGACCCAACGGAUUCUUUUCCUUUGAACUUGGUACUGAUAAUGUUUUUACAAGGAACGAAUAGUAGGAGAAGAUGAAGUACUUAGCUUGCGAUUGCCUAUCCUCCAUAACAUGUAAAAAGCAAGUGAGUGAGAUGUUAUUAUAGUCGUUUUGGAUCAUUCGUCUUGGGAGGUCGCAUUUCCACAAUAUUGUUAAACUUUUUCAUUAUACCACUAGCCCUACAUCAACAGGUCGUUCCGGUCAUCAAUUCGCGACGAGCGGAGGUGUGGAUGUUCUCCGAAUUUUCAAAAGUAGAAACUGGGAUCAUGAGACUGUAGAGAAGCUGUAUUGUACUAAAGUCAAGUCCACAACAUGUUGGGUGCCUGGUAGAAAAGGGGGAAAAGGAAAAGUUAAGGCUUCAGCUUCUACUAAUCCAUUUCCAUCGCCGAUGGAAGCAUCCUGAGGCUGGUACUUCUCCUCAACCGGGAGAAGGUUCCAGCCUCCAUGCGCUUCGAGAUGGGCUAGGGUGAGCUCUAAAAAAGGCAAGAAAAGUGGCGGGAAAGGUGUUGGUGGUGGCCGUGGUGGUGGUAAGAAAGGCGAUUUUGGAGGACAAAAUGUUGAUGCUUGUCAGGAGGUAGUUGUAUACGACCACGGUAAUGCAGCUGGACGAGGAUACGAAGAUGGUAUUAAUGCUGGUGCAGGACGAGGUGGAUAUCAACAUGAUACCCUUGAGGUUCCUGGAUACCAUAAUUCUUGUGCUGAAGAAGAACCUGGUUUCGAAAUGCUUCAACCACGACACAUCAAUCAAGAACAACCAAAAGAGUUGUUACACAAGAAUCAAGAACGUGAACAUCAGAUGAAGAACGGGGACAACAACAACGAGACGACACGGCGUCACUAUAGUGACACGACCAGCGUACAGACUAUGCGAAGUUCUCCUUCUUCAACAAAACGCAAUAGAGAGAGGAAGAAUAAGUUCGAUCACUCCUUACCUUGUUAAGGCUACCGCUGAAGCAUCCUCACCAUUAUCCUUGGGCCCUUUUUCUGCUUGAAAACGAAGCCAAGGACGAUGCUCUCAGGGAUGCAACGCGUUAGCUCUAAUAUUGGUCUUCAUCCGAAGAAGGCUCUGAAAACGGUGACAGAAAUACUACAAUCCUAGAAGAGGAGCCUGAAGAAGAGGAAAAAGAAGAAGAUCGAGUUUCCCCUUACAAGGUCUAUUUUGAAGGCACUUGGGGUCCCGAAGGCGAGUCUGGUGUGAAUUUGACAAUUUCGCCGAAAAAAACUUUCGAACUUUACAUGAAUAUGGUUGUGCAUGGUUCGGAUAGGUUUAUUGUUGCAAUGAGGGAUGGGCAGACUGGUGAGUUUUUGGGAACGAAGUGCUUAGACCGAGAUGGAUGGGGGAUUUCGGAACUUAUGAAAGAUUUCUUUAGAAGACCUUGCUAUUCUUAAUAUGGUACCCACUGUGACUGACACUGUUGAUUUGAUAUCAAUAGAUCGCGAGAUCCCCUUCUUCUAAGCGGUCUGUGAAGUAGUGGAUAUGCUUCAAAAGCGUUCGCUAAUAUUAUAUUGCGUUCGCUAAUUUUUGUAACUAGUACUGCUCUCCCUCUUUUAAUACAUUUUGAUUUUCUAACAUACCCGGCGCAGCAACCACCUUCAAACGCAAAAAGAAGAAACGAAACGAGAACAACAAAGAGCAAGAGGGGAACGGCAAAGAGCCAGAGGAAGAGCCUCGGCCCUAUGACUCAUCUUACACCAUUCAGAAUCAAGAAAAAGCCCAACUACUAGGACACCUGCAGAAACUAGAAUUAAGGCAACCGAUACCGAAGAGAGCAUCUAUUGAACAUCAUCCAUGCUGGCUGUUCAUUUUCCAAAGGGAAAAGACGCCAAGGAUGUAAUCAGAGAUGCGAACGCGGUAGCUGCUCUAAAAGAAGCAUUUCUAGAGAGGUUCAUCCCGCAUGUUUCACACUGUUGUACAUCCACAGAGACGAAUCCAGACCGCAAGCCUGUUUUGUUUACGCGCUACGGCAAAGGUGAUGAUCGAGUGUACGCGCGAUUUGCUACGAUAGAAGAAGCAAAACCAGGAGGGCUUGGAAACGUGCAGACUCUUACACACGAGGAGUAGUCCUCUACUUUCCCCGUACUGAAGAAUCUCAACCUCGUGCAGCUGCUCCAGCUGCUGGUGCUGCUGCUGCUGCUCUUUAUAGGCUCAACAACAUGGGGAAACAUCUACUGCUUUAUUAGCUGCUGCUGCUCAACAACAUGCCGCGUAUACAACAAGUACAACAACGUAUGGUGACAGCUAUACUACCAAUACCAAAAAUAGGUCGUGUCGGACGAUCUAGAGAAGCUCGAGGAUGAAGAAGCAACGUGAUGCUGCAUUUGAGUUUCGCAUUAAAUGAUAAACGUCGAACUAGUAUCUUCCCCAUCCAUCUCGUCAAUGACCUGUUCGUCACACGCGCAUCCCCAUUUUUUUAGUGAUAAUAUUCUAGAUCACGAUUACGCAAAAAAGUAUUCUCACCCAUACUUGCUACAAGUACAUAUUAUUUGAAGAUUUACUCGGUAAAAUGACUACUACCCGUGCCUUAAAAGAUACUAAUUGAUCUUCGUGUCUCGUCUGUAUCGAAGUAUCUCCUCGACGCUUAAUCGAGACUCGAGUUGUCAAGAACAGAGUUGGAGUCAACGACGUCGAUCUCCGCUAAAAAAGAGUUGUAGUCAACGAUGAC
Molecule: messenger RNA, 3540 nt
Organism: Amoebophrya sp. A25
Lineage: Eukaryota; Dinophyceae; Syndiniales; Amoebophryaceae
Source: the annotation of a GenBank genome assembly